AAGAAGUUUUAAAACAUAUUAAAGAAUGGAAUUUUGAUUUACCAGUUGAGGAGGAUCUAAUUGCCUUAAUUAAAAAAAUAACAAUGAAGGAUUUAUUUGAAUUAUUUAAAAAUUAUUUAAAUAAUGAAAAUAAUUUAGACCUUCAGUUGUUUAUCCCUUCUUGUGAAUUUAUUGAUUAUGAUUUAGGAAAAUUACCAUGUUUUUCUUUACUUUUUCAAACAUUAAGAGAAGAAAAAUCAAUUAAAUUAAGACAAGGAGGUUUAAACGACUAUUAUGAUACUAUUUCAAUGUGGAGAAAAUUGGAUUAUCUUAACAAAAUACCUGAAAAUUAUAAAGCUAGAGAUAAAAAAGAAUGUGCUAAUUUUUUCUUAAAAAAAUUAAAUGAGGAAUUGUUGGAGUAUGAGAAUGCUAGAACAAUAAAAGUAGGAAGUGGCAAACAAAUGGAUACUGAAAAUACUUCAGUCGAGAAGCUUAAAGAAGAUGGCUAUGAAAUAAUUGAUG
This is a messenger RNA of Entrophospora candida, 501 nucleotides long. NCBI's taxonomy places the organism in Eukaryota, Fungi, Glomeromycota, Glomeromycetes, Entrophosporales, Entrophosporaceae. The record is from the annotation of a GenBank genome assembly.